Molecule: messenger RNA, 759 nt
Organism: Lachancea dasiensis
Lineage: Eukaryota; Fungi; Ascomycota; Saccharomycetes; Saccharomycetales; Saccharomycetaceae
Source: the annotation of a GenBank genome assembly
AUGUUUCGCUUCGCUUCUCGAAGAGGUGUUCACACAGUUCCCAAACUCAAAGACGCCGCUGUUUUGGCUGAUAAGGGAGUCCAUAACGUUUUGAGUGCGGCUGGAUUCAAGGUUGCCUGGACGGAGUAUCAAAGAAGCUUGUGCGACAAGCUGACAUUAGCAACCUCUGGGACUUCUUUAGAGGCGUACCUGCCAUUCCACUUGAUCCUGAACACUGCUAAGAAGCCAUUUCAAACGAACAUCUUCAAUCUGGCCUCGGCAGCCCACAACAACCAUUUGUUUGUGGAAAAUAUACUGCCUGGCCCAACCAUUACGUCACCCUCAAGGUUGUUCAGAAGCCGCAUUGAAGAACAGUAUGGCUGUUCGUGGGAGGAAUUCAAAGAAGAGAUGGUACGCCGAGCGGAAUCGGAUGUCCUGGGCCAAGGCUGGCUCUUUUUGGUGGAAAAUAGCGAGAAAGAAAUUCACAUUCUAACAAUUCAGAAUAACGGUACUCCAUACUACUUUCCACGCAACCAGUCGUUUGACUUGAACUCGGCUUUGAAACUGGAAGAAUAUUCACAGCUGGACGCCAUACAGGCGUUGGUGAAAGAAGGAAACAAAAUUCGCGACUGGACCAUGCCCUUGAUAGCGGUUAGUCUGUGUGAUCAGGCGUACCUGCACGAUUAUGGUGUCAAAGGAAGGUCUCGAUACGUUAAGAAUGUGUUAGACAACCUGAACUGGUCUGUUGUAAACAGUCGACUCUACACCGGGUUGUCCUGA